Messenger RNA from Sphenostylis stenocarpa, 1134 nucleotides. The record is from the annotation of a GenBank genome assembly. NCBI's taxonomy places the organism in Eukaryota, Viridiplantae, Streptophyta, Magnoliopsida, Fabales, Fabaceae.
AUGGCAGAUGGUGAGGAUAUCCAACCUCUUGUUUGUGAUAAUGGAACUGGAAUGGUCAAGGCUGGAUUUGCUGGAGAUGAUGCUCCAAGGGCUGUUUUCCCUAGCAUUGUGGGUCGUCCACGUCACACUGGUGUGAUGGUUGGAAUGGGACAAAAGGAUGCUUAUGUUGGUGAUGAGGCUCAAUCCAAGAGAGGUAUUUUGACUCUGAAAUACCCUAUUGAGCAUGGUAUAGUAAACAAUUGGGAUGAUAUGGAGAAGAUCUGGCAUCACACUUUCUACAAUGAACUACGUGUGGCCCCAGAAGAGCACCCUGUUCUCCUCACAGAAGCACCACUAAAUCCCAAGGCCAAUCGUGAGAAGAUGACACAGAUUAUGUUUGAGACCUUCAACACUCCAGCUAUGUAUGUUGCCAUCCAGGCAGUGCUUUCCCUCUAUGCUAGUGGUCGUACAACUGGUAUUGUUCUGGACUCUGGUGAUGGUGUGAGCCACACAGUUCCAAUCUAUGAAGGCUAUUCCCUGCCACAUGCAAUCCUGCGUUUGGAUCUUGCAGGGCGUGAUCUCACUGAUGCCCUCAUGAAGAUCUUAACCGAGCGUGGUUACUCUUUCACCACCACAGCUGAGAGAGAAAUUGUGAGAGAUGUUAAGGAGAAAUUAGCCUAUAUUGCUCUUGACUAUGAGCAAGAGCUAGAAACAGCAAAAACAAGCUCAGCUGUUGAGAAGAGCUAUGAGCUACCUGAUGGACAGGUGAUCACCAUUGGCGCCGAAAGGUUCCGUUGCCCUGAAGUUCUCUUCCAGCCAUCCAUGAUUGGGAUGGAAUCUGCUGGCAUUCAUGAAACCACAUACAACUCCAUCAUGAAGUGUGAUGUUGACAUCAGGAAGGAUCUUUAUGGUAACAUUGUGUUGAGUGGUGGUUCAACAAUGUUCCCUGGCAUUGCUGAUAGGAUGAGCAAGGAGAUCACAGCAUUGGCGCCUAGCAGCAUGAAAAUUAAGGUGGUGGCACCACCAGAGAGGAAGUACAGUGUCUGGAUUGGAGGCUCCAUUUUGGCAUCCCUCAGCACCUUCCAACAGAUGUGGAUUGCAAAGGCAGAAUAUGAUGAAUCAGGCCCCUCAAUCGUCCACAGGAAAUGCUUCUAA